GUCAGGUUGAUGGAGAGGAGAGAGGAAGAUGUAGCGAACAACGGACACUUUAAACGUCCUCUGCUUCCAUCUGUCGCGCGCUCCACUUCUUCACUUUGUUUUCUCAACUUCUCGACAUUCACGGCCGUGCCGCCGCUUUACGGCCAGAGCCUCGUCUCCUAGGAGACGCGAACAACUCCUGAGAAGUUUGACCCGCUGCAGUCACUCUCACUGUUCGGAGCGGGACAGCGCGAGACACAGAGCUCGUGCAGGGGGUCGAUGCCUCGCGGGGGCUUUGUUCCGUCCCGUGUGGUGACCUACCGCGAGCCCGCCGCGGACAUCGACUGACCGGCGGAGCGUGGACGGUGAUCGAUCCCCGGAGACAUGGACGGGACUCUGUCCGAGCUGCUGGCCGCCUUCAUGCAGUCUCCUCUGGUGGUGUGGGUGAGGACGUUGGGUCCUCUGGGUUCGUGCGAGGACGCGGGCUCAGAGGAGCGCGUCAACAUGUUCAUGGAGCUGGUGGACGGCGUCUUCCUGCACAAGAUCAUGACACACAUCGACCCCAGCCCAACAAAUCAGAGGCUGAACAAGAACGUGAACAAUGACUUGUCCCUUCGCCUGUACAACCUGACCGUUCUCACCAGACACAUCAGGACGUACUACCAGGAGACCUUACAGCAGUUAAUAGUCAUGCCCCUCCCUAACAUCCUCUGCAUCGCCAAGGAUCCCAUAUCAGCUAAGAGCAUGGAGCAGCUGAAAAGACUAUUGUUGCUGAUACUAGGCUGUGCUGUCCAGUGUGAGCGUAAGGAGGAGAUGAUAGAGAAGAUCAAGCUGCUGGACAUUGAGACCCAAGCUGCCAUCGUCUCUCACAUCCAGGAGGUGACCCACAACCAGCUGAAUGUUCUGGACCUGUCCUGGCUGGAGGAAGGAUCGCAGCUGGAACACGAAGAGCUGGAACCUCUGUCCCGCAACAUGGCUGUGUCGCUACAGCAACUGAUCGAUCAGAGAGACAAAGCCAGUGAGGUGAUUGUGGAUCUGACCCAGGAGAGGGACUACCUGUCCAGUCAACAGCCCCAGGAAGGGUGCAGGAACCUGGACAUGAGCAGCCCAGAGCGUGGGCACAGGUCUGGGGGAGCUGGAGUAAAUAACAGUGGAUCGGCUGGGACCGUGUGUGGGCUGACCAAAGAGGAGAAGCAGCAUCUGUCCGUGGAGCUCGCUGACACCAAAGCCAAGCUCCGCAGAUACAGACAAGAGCUGGAGGAGAAGACAGAGCAGCUGAUGGAUUCAAAACAUGAAGUGGAGCGGCUGGAUCAGGAGUUACAGAGACAGAAACAAGAGAACCAGUCCCUGUCUUGUGAGGCUCGCUCUGUCCGGGUGUACCGGGACGAGGUGGACUCACUGAGGGAGAGAGCAGCGCGGGUCGACCGACUGGAGACUGAACUGACCAGGUGUAAAGAGAAGCUCAAUGAUGUUCACUUCUACAAGACCAGAAUGGAGGAGCUUCGCGAGGACAACAUGACUCUCAUAGAGACGAAGGUGCUGUUGGAAGAGCAGCUCUCUGCCUCUAGGGGGCGCUGUGAUAAACAGCACACGCUGGAGAAAGACAACCUGUUACUUCGAGCUAAAAUACACGACCUGGAGAUGGAGAGAGACAAUGAACGUCGGCGGUUGGAGGAGCUGGUGGAGGAGAACAUGCUGCUGGAGAUCGGACAGAAACAGAGUAUGAACGAGUCGGCUCAUCUGGGCUGGGAGCUGGAGCAGCUGAGCAAGAACCAUGACAACACUAACACAGAGACUCGUAAGUCGCUGGUCCAUGAGCUGAACGAGUGUGUUUCCAGUCGGGUGUUGAAGCUGGAGAAGGAGAACCGGGAGCUUCAGACCUCCAUAGAGAGACUGAAAGAGGACAACCAGCUCCUGCAGGAGCAGCAGCUCCACAACCAGGAACUGGACAGGGAAAACCAAGGCCUCAGCAAGAAGAUGGACUGUCUCCAGGGUUUAUUGGACCAGGAGAGACUGACCAAUCAGGACAUGGAGUCUCUAGGAGAGGAAAUACUGAAGGAAAAACAGAGUCUGGAGAGAGAUAUGCAUACUCUGAGGGCUGAGAAGGACAGACAGAUCUCAGAGUUGGAGAGCGAGAAGCAGCACAUCUCUGAUGCCGUGGCGUCCCUUCAGGAGCGUGCUCAGUCCAACAGCGAGGCGAGGGUCCGCGAGGUGGAAACGGAGAACCGCCUGCUGCACCAGAGCAUCACCGACACCAGCUCCCGAUUGGCCAGCUUAGAGUCCCAACUCAAACUAGCCAGUGAGGAUGCAGAGAGGCUGAGGGAGAGGGCGGGGCGGUGUGAGGAGGUGGAGCGUGAGGCCGCGAGGCUGGAGAGGAGCAGGGAGGCCCUGAACAGAGAGGUGGCCUCUCUGCGUGUAUGCAGCGAGCGGUCCGAGGCUCUAGAGAAGCAGAUGUCCUCCUUGGAGCAGGAGGUGCACAGGCUGAAGCGGGAGGCAGAGGAGGCCCAGCGGGAGCAGCAGCGACUGGGGAAGCACGAGGCAGAGAACGGCCUGCUGUCCAAGGAGAACCUGGACCUCCGCUGCUCCAUGGAAAACCUGCGCUCCUCAUCCGCCUGCCUGGCCACCCUCCAGGAGGAGCAUAAAGAGGCACAGAGAGAGAUGCAGGAGCUGCAGAGGAGGCUGGAGGAGGCCCAAGAGGAGGCACAAGGAGAAAAGAAGAGGGCAGAGAGGCUCGAGCUGAACGUGGCAGCCCUGAACCAGGAGAAGCAUCGCUUAGAGGAGGAAAUGCAGAAGAGCAGAGAGGAGAGGGAAGACGAGGAGAGAGAAAGGCAGGACACCCAGGCCAGAGAAGAGGAACUGAGAAGGGAAGUAGAAGAGCUGAAGGACGAGCGGAGAAGGAGGGAGGAAGUUGAAGAGGAGAGAAGGAAGCUCCAACUGGACUUGGAGCAGUCAGAGAAGGGCAGGAAGCACCUGGAGAAGGAGAGCUGGAGGAUCAGUACGCUGCUUGAGGGGAAAGAGACGGAGCUGGAGGAGAAAGACAGGCGAUUGGCCACUGUGAAGAAAGAGGGCGUGACUCUGACUAAGGAAGUGGAUAGGCUGAGGGAAGUGUCGGUCAAAGCCAAGGACUUGGAGAGGGAGAACAAGGAGCUGCAGAAACAGGCCACUAUUGACAAGAGGACUCUGGCCACUCUGAGAGAGGAGCUGGUGUCCGAGAAGCUGAGCGUUCAGCAGCAGAGUGUUGAGUUGGAGAGACUCAAUCAAGAGCUGGAGAAGAUCGGACUGAACAGAGAAAAGCUACUACAGCAGGAGCACACACUGGAGGACAGCAGGUACAGGCUGCUGGAGUCUCGGCUCGAGGAAACUGUCCAGCAGACGAUGAAGCUUAAAGAGGACAAAAUCUCCUGUCUGGAAAGGAAACUGGAAGAGAGCAAAACACUGAACACUACGCUAAGUUCUAAGCUAGCCACCGUAAGCAUAUGCACACAAACUCUUACUAACAAUCUCCAGAGUAUGAGGUGUUGUUUUUUGCAGAUGUGUUACAAUUUAUUUUUUUUACAGGGUGAAGAGAACCACAACUCCCAGCAGUGCUCAGGAGGUGACCGGGGUCCAGGGUCAGCCACUGCUGAACUGCUCCGGAUCAAAGAUCAUCUCAUUGAUGUAGAAAAGAAUAACUCAUCCCUGCAGAUGGAGAGCAGCCUACUCAAAGGGCAGCUCAAACAGAUGGAGAACCAGAACACGUCUCUUAACAACCAGAUGUUGGGGCUGCAGCGACACGCCACCACCCUGCAGGAGCAGAAUUCAGCCUUACAUACACAGACUGCAAAACUACAGGUGGAGAACUCCACGCUCGCCUCCCAGAGUGCCUCUCUCAUGGCCCAGAAUGCCGUGCUACAGGGCCAAGUCACCGCCUUGGAGUCGGAGGUGGAGACGUGGCAGAGGCAGCGCGAGGAGGCGUGGCGAGCCAGAGAGAGCGUGCUCAGCGACCACGAGCGCCUGCUGAGCGUUCACGAGAGGCAAGCGCACGAGUACGAGCAGCUCAUCAGUCAGCACGCCGCGCUGAAGGGCAAGCUGAGGUCGGUGGAGGGCGAGAGCAGGACGCUGCACAGCAAGUAUUGUAAUUUGCUGCAGCAGAAGGAGAAAUACGAGGAGCAGGAGGGGCACGGUCGUAAAGAGAAGGAGGAACUGAACCAGGAGAUCCAGAAGAAUCGGCUUCUACAGCAAGAGAAUCUACAGCUCAAAACUGAAGUGGACAGGUUAACAGAGAGCCAGUCACAGCAGUCAGAUCAAUGUGAGGGGCUGCAGCAGCGCAUGAAUGAGCUCAAGAGCUCAUUAAGCUCCGCCCAGCUGGAAGAGAGACGAUGGAUGUCGCAAUACGAUUCGCUAAAGGAGCAACACCAGGGCCUGGAUCUAACCAUGACCAAACUGGACAACCACUGUGAGCUUUUGAGCCGACUGAAAGGGAAUCUGGAAGAGGAGAACCACCACCUCCUGAGUCAGAUCAACCUGCUGAGUCAGCAGAAUCACAGUCUACUAGAGAGGAGCAUGGAGAGCAAGGAGCUGUAUCACCAGGAGCAGAAACUAUACAUUGAUAAGUUGAACGCUCUCCGUCGCCAGAAAGAGAAACUAGAGGAGAAGAUCAUGGACCAGUACAAGUUCUACGACCCCACACCUAAAAAGAGGAGUCAGUGGGCCGGAGCCAAAGCUUUAGCCAAACUGAUUAAACCCCGAAAGGAGAGCAGCAGGGAGAGAGGGGCCGACCGAGACAAGGAGGGAGGCAAAGAGAGGGAGAGAGUGAAGACCGCCCCAGACAUCCCGCUGCCCUCCCCACCUCCCUUCCUCCCCCCUGAAACUCCACCCCCUGUUCCCCAGCGCACAGCAAGUGACACUCAGGACAGCGGCCAUGCCCACAGUAACCAUAACAACCACACCAGCAGCCCCAGCCUGGGACCCCAGAGUCCAGCGCUCACGCCCAUUGGCCGAGGUUUGACUGACAGGGGCCGCGGUGUUUACCGCAGCAGUACUCCAGGAGGCAGCAGUGAGAGCGUCAAUGGAGAGAACGGACACGGACAAGGUCAGACCCAUAGAGCUCUGAGCUCUACUCCCAGCCAUCAGUCACCCUCAUUGAGCCUAACUAACAGCUCCAGACUGGGACAAGGCCUCGGCCGCAGGGCCAAAGGUCUAUUCUUUGAUGAAGACUCCCGCCACAACUCCUCUGACUCUAUGUUUGGUCAACAUGGCAACACGGGAGGUCGCCCAGGGUCGGCAGACUUCAGCCACAACACCUCCAGCUCCAACUCUCCUGUCAACGGCAGAGACUCAUCAGAUCGACAGGCUCGCUCAGCCAGCCUCUCUAGUGACGAUGUCACGGGUCUGAGCCAAUCACAACAGACUCUGUCACGUAGCUCCACCCUUCCAUACGACCACGCACCCCAGAAGGCCCAACCGCAGCGCGGAGGCGGGGUUAGGACUAAGACCCGCCCGUCGUCUCCUGGAAACGAGAUGGUGACGCUGGAAGAGUUUCUACAAGAGAGCAACAAACAGUCACCUCUUAUGGUGUCAACAGGAAGCAGAGAGGACUUGAUGACGGACUAUUUCACCAGAAGUCCCGCCCCCUCGGCUCCAGGUGGCAGAGACCAGUCGACUCCCACCAGCUAUGUCACGCCCACUGUGCAGUUGUCCAACCAGAGGCCAGGCCAGAGCGUCAAACCCUCGCCCCGCCAGCCUGUCGGCCAAUCCCCGGCCUCAGGCCAACCCUCCGCCCAGAGAAGCGUCAAAUCACUGAGCAGAGCUUUCAGCCUGGCCUCAGCUGAUUUGCUGCGCUCCAACGGACCAGACAGUUUCCGUGGAAAUGAAGGCCAAUCGGACGUGGUCCUUCGGGGAGGGGCUAGUGGGAGGGAACGGCCGCUCUCUGCUCGUCUGGCUGGCCCGACCAAUCAGCACGGAGACGGCAGCUUCCUGAAUCCACCUAUUCACCAUUCGACCUCUCUAAACCUGCAAACGGAGAGACUAGCGGAGAGAGAAAGAGAGAAAGGGAGGACCCCCGUCUCUCGGAACGGCCCUACCUCGUCCUCCUCCUACCACCACCGCGGAGAGGUCGCCAUGGUAACUCCCGUCAGGGCUGUGCCUGCCACAAUGCCAGACGAGGCCUCAGAGCACGGGGAGGUGGGAGGGGAGGGGCAGUCGGGUGACUCGUCCCACUUAAAGAAAGAAAGUGAGAGAGAGGGGUGUGACUCCGGGGAACGCCCGAAGAGCACGCCUGCUUCUCCUGACCCCAACAACGACCCUCAGACUGUGUGGUACGAGUACGGCUGUGUCUAAACCCUGACACUAAUCGACGUCCAUGGGAGUGGCUGUGUCUAAAGACAGAAACCAAAUCCUCAAACGACAGUGUGCUGGGGCUGAAUCCAAACCCUCAGUCACAAGCAUCAGUCUCUGGACUGUGCUUUUUGUAUUGUGGAUCAAUGUUAUUAUGAGCUUUGCUCAAAUACAACAUCAACUGGGGAUAAAUGUAAAUCCUGGAGAGCAAAGCCAAUUUUAAACACAUCCAUCCAUUAAGGAGAUGAGACUUCUGUUUGUAUUUUCUGGAACAACAAGACCUGAUUCUGUGUACCAGCUGCUGAUGCACCAAAACAAUACUGUCAUUUUUCAUCACAAGCUGGAUCUCUCAUAGGUGGAUGCAAUGUAGAUAUGAGCUCAAUCACUGACGAUCUUUCUAAGGAUUUAGACAUGAACACCGCAACACUAUAAAUGAUCUCUGAGAAUGCUGGAAUUUAAUUGUUUCUGCCUUUUUAUUAUCGUCCUCUUUUCUGGAGCCCAAAGGUUGUUUUUUUUAUUUUUCACAUCCAGAAAUGGAGAUGGGAACUGCGAAUCCUCUUUAAGAACACUUUAAGCCUGCAGGAACAGAGACAAAUCCUACACGCAGAGCUGACGACCAGAAUACAGAAGACUGACUUGAUCUAUGAGCUGGAACUCUUUUCACCGCUGACCGACGCACUGUCUGGCCCUGCUAAUGUUUACCUGGGGGCCGCCGGUGCUGCAGAACUGCACGGCGGGAAUUCAAUAAAGGCAAAAAGACGCACCAGAGCGACUGAAUGUAACACAUUACUCCUCCUAUUUCUGUCCUCCUCUCCUCUGUUAUCUAGAACAAACACUGGAGAAGACGAGCGAGAGAAGGGAUGGACUCUGAGGGAUUCAGGCAGAGAGAGUCGAGGCAAGCGAAGCAGAAAGGCGUGUAGAGAUAGAGAGCGGGAACAAAUGGAGGGACACUGGGAAGAGGAGCGGUGGACAGAUAUAGAGAUGGAGCGGAGCAACAGGAGGACGGAGAGAUAAACGGGACAGAGGUGGAGGCGCUCCUCCCAGUUAAAUUACAGUCUUUCUCCCUCCAUCUUUAGAUUCUGUCCCAGCAUGCAACACUCUUAACACUUUACUGGAAACGUUGCACAGCCCGGGCCAACACCAGCUUCACAAACACAUGCACACACGCACAUAUAUAAUGAUAUAUACAGACACGGAGGAAUUGUCCUUGAGGAGCCCCGUUGUGGCUUCGCUAACCAGUGAACACGCACACACACACGCACACACACACACACACACACACACACACACACACACACACACACACACACACACCACAACACAACACUGGGUAAACCACUGUGUUUUGGUAGGGUGCUCUGCUGCACGCUAUGUUAGCCAGACAGUUGUGAGCACUGCACAGCAGAGAGAGAGAGAGAGAGAGAGAGAUUCAGACCCACUGUGGUCUGGAGAGUUGGAGUUUUCUUUUGAUGAAUUAGGGAAAAAAAGAGUUUUUAUAAUAACUGAGUGCAGUGUUAGCUCGACUGCUCUGUUGGUAAACAGAUGAUUGUGUUCUCGUCACAUGAUGGGUCAAAGUGUCUCUGGUGAAUCUGACUUUGGUGCUCCGUGAUCACAUUUGACACUGGCUCUGUUCUGGUGGCUUUCAGCAGCUCAAGCUCCUCUCUUUACUGGCUCUGACAUAGUGAGACUUUCACUGAUCUGUUUGCAGUCACCAUUAGGAUAACAGUAGCAGCAGGUUUACUACGCACAGGGAGGUUUUCACCUUCUUAAGAGCACUCUAGAAUGAUAGAACAUGUUUAGUCUUUCACUCUGUCACACCUAACUUUGGUAUUCUUCAGCCUGGACCCUAUUCUCCCAUGUUUCUGUUUCUAUGAGUGUAAACUCCCAGGAGAAGUCUUGUUCUGGAACCCGGGAGGUGAUGUGUCAGCGGAAGACAACAAGCUUGUGCCAGGCCAAGAGAGUUUGAGGUGUUGUGGUACAGAAAGAGAAGCUUGGUGCUAUCGUAAAUAUUUUUAACCUCAUGGCUGAAUAUUGACACAAGUUUGACAUCGUGAAUGAGGUCUUUGGAUUCAAUGGCUUUCUGUAUUUAUUUCAGUCAGAGUUAGAGGAUGGAGAGAUGUAUAGAGAUAGAUAGGUAGGUAGGUAGGUAGGUAGAUCGAUCAGGGUGAAUUAGCUGUGAAGCACUGGAGGCCUCCUGUGUCCACAGAAGAAGGAUGUUUUUCUCUCUCUCUAGGGUUCUUACCUACUUAUAGAAACAAUUCAAACCUUUUACAGGAUGUGGCGUUACACCGCAGUCGCCCUCGCCGCUCGUUAAGCAGCUGUCGGUUAGAGACCUCUCGAUCAAUUUCAAAAAAGUGUUUUUCCUGUUAUUCACUCAGACAAAACAACAUGGGAAGAUAGGGUCCAGUUUGAAGAAAACAAAAGUUACCCAUAACUGAAAUGUAAAAAUGUCUUAAUCACAUAGUUAAAAAAAGUUCAGCCCGGACUGUAAAUCAUGCAGCAUGUCACACUAUAAGAGUUUAGUAUGGAGUUUCUGAUGUGCACAACAAUUCAACAUUCUACUGGAGACACGCAAAUGAUUUGGUAUCUGUGAUGUCAUCAGUGGUAGAGAGAUGACUGUUGAGGUUAAAUUACAAAUACUUGGUGGUUUCUUUAAGCCCAGUAAACAGAGAGAGGAGGAAGAUGAAGAGGUGGGGGAAAAAUGAAAGUAUGCCUCGGAGACAGAUGAUGGUGUCAAUGGAUGAAAAUGAACCUUAUGCUAGUUGUUCUGAUCGACUGACCUUUUGUCUGUACUGCUGUUUGUAAAUACAAAGAUGUCACUCCUGCAUUAGUAAUGACUGACUGCAAAGACUUUCCUAAGAGCACUAGAAUGAUGAAGAGGAGGAGGAGGAGGAUGUAACACUGGAGAAAGUGAAUAUUUGACUGGAAUCCAUCACUAACUUAUCCGCUCACCUGUUGAACAAAAAGCACAUGUCAAUAUGCAACGAGCUAAAUUAUUUUACCUGUAACAUUUGUACAUGACAUUAGAUUUUUUUAUAAACGGGGCACAUAUUCCGAGACGUUUUGGAUACUUUUUUUGUAAAAUCCUCUGGAACUUCACCUUGAAAAUGUUUGUUGAUACCAAAAAAUUACUAUUUCAGAACAAUUCCUGUACACUGGUAAAAAUCAUGCGGUUUCAAGAGUUGUAGAUUAUUUUUUAAAUUGUUCAAAUUCUACUAGUGAGAUGAUUUGAUACCCUGAAGGGUGAUGCUGUCGGUAGGGCUGCCAUCUUUUUACCUCCUUUUUUACGUCUGCACUCAAAGUGGCAAUCUUGGAGAUUUUCAUUGAAAUAGUUUGUGUCUUUCACCAAAGGAGGUAACUCAAUGGUGACUGAGCCUAUUGCCCACUGAUGCAAGUAUUGCAAUAUUAAUUCAUAUUCACAGUAUUACCAACUUUGUCUGUGGCGACAUUCCUAAAAAAAAAAUGCUGAAUAAUCGUUCUUCUACAUUGUAUACACAGAAAAACAUGGAACUAUGCACCCAAGACUCCAGACUGCUAAACUCUAAACACAAUUCCUUUUUUUUUUUCAAUCCAAUAGAAAUUCUAAUUAAAAAAUCUGAUAUCUUUAUGAUUGCCACUUUAGAGCAAAUCUGCAUUAUUAGUUGUCAAAUAUCCCUUCAGGCCAUUUCUAUAUAUAUAUAUAUAUAUGUGUGUGUGUGUGUGUGUGUGUGUGUGUGUGUGUGUGUGUGUGUGUGUGUGUGUGUGUGUGUGUGUGUGUGUGUGUGUGUGUGUGUGUGUGUGUGUGUGUGUGUGU
Anoplopoma fimbria (sablefish) is the source of this 10087-nucleotide messenger RNA. It is a transcript of the gene ccdc88c, whose product is annotated as coiled-coil domain containing 88C. Bases 364 to 6297 code for a protein of 1977 amino acids. The transcript has 30 exons. Gene Ontology annotation, cellular component: cytoplasm; centrosome. Gene Ontology annotation, molecular function: microtubule binding; dynein light intermediate chain binding. Gene Ontology annotation, biological process: cytoplasmic microtubule organization; cytoskeleton-dependent intracellular transport. The record is from RefSeq and is a predicted model, not a curated record. NCBI's taxonomy places the organism in Eukaryota, Metazoa, Chordata, Actinopteri, Perciformes, Anoplopomatidae.